UUGUCCAAGUAUUUAAAUUUCUUACAUUUCAAAAACAUGAAGAAAGAAAUCGGGAUUGAUUCCUCAGUUUAUAAUAUUUUGAUACUUAUCAGUUUAUCUGUGGUUAUAUUGGCGAUAAUAUUAAUAAAAUUUGUAUUGAACAGUUUUAAAUCAAAUAAAAUUUUAUCAGUUAACAAUGAUGUUGAAGAAAUUGAUCAAAUUCAUACAUUAGUUCGUAAUAGAACCAGAGGUAGGGGCUUGCAACGUUUGAGAACAGGACUUUCAAGAAUCGAGAAUUUUGAGAUGGCAUCUAGAAGUAACCUGAACACAUGCCAAGAAAAUACCGAAAAUGACACCGAUAUAUCCGAAAAUGAAGAUAUCAUGGCUCCAAAUAAAAAAAUAGGGACUAAAAAAAUGAAAAAAUUAGAACUUAAAGCUGAAAAAAAAGCUCAAAGAGAGCAAGAAAUUUCUGAAAGGGAAGAAAAGAAAAAACGGGAGGCAAUAUCGGAGCAAAAACGAUUAGCUGAAGAAGAAAAAAACAAGCAACUUGAAAAACAAAUUGAAUUAGAAGAAAAAAGAAAUUUGGAGGAGAUUAAAAGAAAGGAAGAAAUUGAAUAUCAAAAUUGGAAAAAAGAAUUUGAAAUACAAGAAGAAGGUUGUGAUGAAACCUUGGAUUUUGAUAAAAAUGUGAACUUGCUGCAAGACUUUAUUAAUUAUUGCAAAGAAAACAAAAUUGUUAUAUUGGAAGACUUGGCAUCUCAUUUCAAAUUAAAAGUUCAGGACGUGAUUCAAAGAAUCGAGGAUUUGGUUAAAGUAGGAACCAUGAAUGGAGUUUUUGACGAUAGAGGCAAAUUUAUAUACAUCACCGAUGAGGAACUAUUGUCCGUAGCCAAAUUUAUCGAAGACAAAGGCCGCGUUUCUAUAAUCGAUUUAGUUCAACACAGCAAUCGCUUAAUUAAUUUGGACCAAAAAAUUUGAUCUUUUUCUAUUAUAUAUAACCUCAUCUUUCAAACGAUCCACAUAAGUCGCUAGUUUCUGUGUGAUUUUAAUAUAUGUACUCGCACUUAAAUUAAAUUUGGGAUAUAAUUUAUAUGGAACAUCUUAUACAUUCAAUCAAUAAAUUUAUAUCUAUAUAUAGUGCAAUCAUUAAGUUAUAAAUAUUUAUAUUUCUUCCGUUAUUUUUUUUAGACCGAUUGGGAUUUAGCACUACCUGAUAAUCACCCUUAGAUUUUUCUUUAUAAUAAUAUAUAGUUUUUUAAUAAACUCAAUAACUCCAUUUUCACGCCAAUCGUUUUGCCAACAAUGGGAUUUUUGCUAGCAACAUUCAAAUUUUUAUACCAGCACAGAUAUUUUCUUUUUCUCCUUCAAAUAAAUACAAUUAUGGUUCCACCUUAAAGUUGAUCAUUAUAUUUUGUUUGUUUUUAAAUAGAAUAUUUAGUAAUUUUGUAAUAUAUAUUAAAUAAAUUGUUAUGAAACGUCAAAAACAA
Messenger RNA from Gordionus sp. m RMFG-2023, 1466 nucleotides. Its product is annotated as DDRGK domain-containing protein 1-like. The coding region runs from base 37 to 957 and encodes 306 amino acids. NCBI's taxonomy places the organism in Eukaryota, Metazoa, Nematomorpha, Gordioida, Chordodea, Parachordodidae. The record is from RefSeq and is a predicted model, not a curated record. The transcript has 7 exons.